Acanthamoeba castellanii str. Neff is the source of this 1980-nucleotide messenger RNA. RefSeq lists its product as uncharacterized. The coding region runs from base 1 to 1980 and encodes 659 amino acids. The record is from RefSeq and is a predicted model, not a curated record. The transcript has 5 exons. Gene Ontology annotation, biological process: regulation of DNA-templated transcription. Gene Ontology annotation, molecular function: zinc ion binding; DNA-binding transcription factor activity, RNA polymerase II-specific. NCBI's taxonomy places the organism in Eukaryota, Discosea, Longamoebia, Acanthamoebidae.
AUGGAGGUCGCAUCGAGUGCAGCCGGGGUCAAGCCCUCCCCAAACAAGGCGUGCACCUGCUGCCGCGAGGCACACUCCGCCUGCGACUCGGAGCGGCCGUGCCGGCGGUGCGUGCGUCUGGGGCGGGCGCACCUGUGCAGCGACGUCCCGCCACGCAAGCGCGGCCGCCGGCCCAAGUACGACACCUCCGCCGACGCCACCAGCCCUGCCCGGCAGCCGCAGCAGCCGCGGGCGCCGCAGCCGCAGCCGCAGCCGAGCACCGAACUCCUCCGGGCCGGCUACGACCCGACCGAGGGCCAUUACCACCACCAUCACCACCACCCCGACUACUACGACGACGAUGGCGGCGAAGACGGCGACGAUGACGACGACCAGGACAGCGUCGACCACCUCCAGCAGCAGCAGCAACACCACCAUCGUGCCUACGUCGACGUCGACAUUGACCAACACCACGCCAACGCCAACCGGAAGAAGAAGGCGGCGACUACCAAGCGGCACAAGAAGUCGGGCGGCGCGAAGCCCAAGCUCAAGGUGGAGCCCGACACCACCACCACCACCACGACCACCACCACCGACGCCGCCGACCCAGCUUCAUCGUCGUCAUCGUCAUCGUCGUCAUCGCCGCCACUGGCUCCAGUGCCGACGACGGCGACGACGGCGGCGGCCGCUGGUGUGGACGGGCUGCGGCGGCAGGUGGAGCUGCUCGACGGCAAGUUCGAGCUGCUCACGCAGCUGCUCAAUUCGAUGGCGGGCGAGCUCAAGCAGCUGCGCCAGGCCAACGAGGCGCUGGCCUCGGCCGUGGCCCACACGCAGACCCACAUCCGCGACACCGACGUCGUGGUGGCCGACCUGCUGCGGGCCGACCGCGACCGACUCGCCGCCGACGAGCAGCGCGCGGCGGCCAAGGCCCAGGCCCGGGCCGCCAAGAAGCAGAAGAAGCGGCUCAAGGCGCAGCAGCGGCAGCGGCAGCGGAUCAUCGAAGAGGCCGACGCCGGCUUGAGCCCGGUCGCGUCAUCGCCGGCGUCGUCGACGUCGACGACGGCGAGCGGCAGCGGGUUCCACUCGCGUACGUCGUUCUCGUUCGAGCUGUCGCUGCUCCAGUCGGGCGUGUCGCCGGCCGUGGUGCUCGAGGCGCGGCAGCAGCUGCCCUGGCUGUGCCACUACGACAUCUCGCCCAACCGCUUCGCCAUCCUCGACUUCACCCAUCCGGUGUAUGUGUUGGAGAAGAUGACGAAUCUGGAGGUGCCCUCGCGUUUGUCGUAUGCCAAUGAGGCCUUCAUGCGCUUGUCUGGCUAUUCUUGGAGCGAGCUUAUCGGCAUGCCGUUCCCCAGUCUAUUCACCGGCCACGAACGCUAUCUCUCCCAAUUCACCAGUAUCCUCUACAACCAGCCGGCGAUGUCGGUGGGGAUCGUGUACACGUACUAUCCGCUGAUGCGCUGCAAGGACGGGUCGCUGGUGCGCCUGAACGACCGCGGCCAGUUCUUCUACAACCACCACGGCCAGGCCCAGUACUGCCUCAAGUGCAUCGACACCUGGGAGACCGGCGCCCACAUGCGCGAGGGCGAGGGCUUCGACCGCUGGAUUCCCCUGCGGCCGGCCCUGGUCGCGCCCUUCUACGAAGUCAAGCAGCCCACCGACGCCGACGGCGUCGAGGAGCCCGACGGGGCCGCGCCGCCGGUCGUGCUGCAGGACGAGCUGUCGCCGCAGCCCUCGAGCCCGUCGCCGGCCUCGAUGUCGGCCUCGGCGGCGCUGGCCUCGCUCCUGGCCUCGGCCGCGCCGUUCCCGCCCGUGCUGCCCCCGCCGGCCCCGCUCCCGUUUCCGCCGCUGCCGCGACCGCACAUGCUGGUGGGCUACGGGCCGCCGCCCGCCCAGUUCCCUACGCCGCAGCCCGCGCGGCAGUCGCCGCCAUUUUCCGGUGGUGGCGGCCGACCACCUUCGGCGCCGACCGCCACGACUAGCCCACCAGUGUGGCGAGGUUGA